Molecule: messenger RNA, 558 nt
Organism: Medioppia subpectinata
Lineage: Eukaryota; Metazoa; Arthropoda; Arachnida; Sarcoptiformes; Oppiidae
Source: the annotation of a GenBank genome assembly
AUAUGAAUGCAUUCAACACUGGUUUCGAUUAUUUGGUGACAAAAACAGAAACUGAAAGUCGUUUUGAAUUUGUGUCACAAAAAGAGAUCACAAAUCAAUUGAUCCGAAGAAGUGAUGGCGACUGCGAUGGCAGAGAUGGCAGACAUGGCUGAAGCGGAACGACUGGAAGCGUCUAUGAAUAAGGACGCCAUCGACUUCUUCCGAUCGCUCGUUAACUACAAGACAUCUGCGGGAAAGAGCACUCGUCCGACCAAUUUUGCCGGACAUAUCGGGCGUCACAUGGGAUCUGAUCUGAAGAAGUGGUUUCUGGCCAAAUAUCCCUAUCACUCGGAUUUCGUGAAGUUCUUCCACGAGAACGACAACGUCUUCGUCUAUGACUACAUGUCGGGUGAGGUUAAGCUCCGGCUGUCGUCCACUCAAUACGUAAGGCCCAGACGUUUGGCUUAUCUCGAGAUCCAAUGCUCCGAUCCGUCGGUAAAAGACGACAAAAUGGCGGCCAAUGUCUGCGAAUUGGAGCUCUUUCUGCACGUCUUCCGAGAACUGGUCACCGGUUAUGAG